This is a messenger RNA of Vairimorpha ceranae, 786 nucleotides long. RefSeq names its product splicing factor 3b subunit 2. Gene Ontology annotation, biological process: mRNA splicing, via spliceosome. Gene Ontology annotation, cellular component: U2-type spliceosomal complex; precatalytic spliceosome; nucleus. The transcript has a single exon. The coding region runs from base 1 to 786 and encodes 261 amino acids. Lineage: Eukaryota; Fungi; Microsporidia; Nosematidae. The record is from RefSeq and is a predicted model, not a curated record.
AUGUACAAAGAAGUACCAAAAGAAUAUGCUUUUAUCUACCGAAACAAAAGAAAUCCUAUAAACAAAAAAGAAUCAAAAAAAUUACACAGACAAGCUUUAUACAACAGACUUAAAUCAAUUUCUCCUUAUCCUCAUUUAGUAGAAGUAGAAGAUGUAAAAAGCGAGGAUCCUAUUUUUUACAACAAAAUAAAAAAUUUGCAUAGUUCUGUUCCAGUGGUUAAAAGAUGGAAAAAUAAAUUUCUUUUUCCUAUAAAUUUUAAUAAAAAAGAGUAUACAAUACCUAUAUCCAUUAUUAAUACAGGAUUAGAUCUUCUGAGACAGAAUAUAAUACAAAUAAAGAAAAAUCAAACAGACAAAGAAAAAUUUCUAUCUAAAUUAUUUCCUAAGCUUGGCAGUGCUUCAAUAAAUCCUAAAAAGCUUUAUGAGGCAUUUUCUCCAUUUAGACCGUUUAUGUUUCCAUAUGGGGAAGUAUUUGAUUUUACAUGGGAAACAGAAAAGAAGCGAUAUUGCCCUGGAAUGCUUACAGAUGAACUGAAAAAGGCGCUAGGAAUGACAGAAUUCUCACCACCACCGUGGAUUUUUAAAAUGCAAAAAAUCGGGCCUCCACCAUCCUAUCCUGAUUUAAAGAUACCUGGUGUAAAUGCUAAUAUUCCACCAGGAUGUCAAUAUGGAUAUGAACCAAAUAAAUGGGGUAAGCCUUGUUUUGUGCCAGAAGAGAAAGAAGAAUACAUCUUUAAUUUAGAAAAUCAAUAUUUAUCACUUAAACCAAAGAAACCUGAUAUUUAA